UCUUAAUUUUUGCAGGAUGUCAUAGACAUAAUAUCUUAUGUUACAAAGAGAGAAAAAUGAGGUUAAAAAGGAAUGAAGAAAGAUGCAAUAGAAACUAUAUUAAGGAAUUUAACAACCGAUAUUGUUUGAACGUAAAAACCUGCCUGUUAUAAAAUAAUCCAGUCUUUAUUCCUGGCUUACCAACGCAUCUUUCCUUAAAACUAUAAUCAAAUUCUGUUGAAUUUGGAAGUGAUGGAUUGUUGAGGAGAGGCAAGAGCCUGGUGGGAGAGGAUACAAAACAAAGUGCCCGAAGAAAAACAUUUCGUAUUAGGACGUGUCAUUAUGGAGGGGAGGGAGGAAGCCUGAAGAAGUGCUUUCUUCACCACUACGCGCAUGCGCCACUUCUGAUCCCUGAUUCCCGUUUAACGACUAGUUGCCAGUCCUUUUCUCCUCUUCUAUCAACAAAGUCCACAGGAAGCCCAGGCUCGAAAAUGACACUGUUGCCUAGCCUUCGAAAUAUGGUGAUUUGUACGGAAACAACGAUAGUUUCUGAUACCUAAAAACAACAAAGAGAUAAAUAUAAGAAACGGCCUGCCUUACGUAGGUUGUGUGUUGUAACUAGUCCCCUGAGAUAGCAAACCGGUACCAUUACUGAAAGCAAUUAAAUGAUCCUGAAUCACCGCGAGGACUUAGGGACCACGCAAGAAAAAAGAAGCAUACACAGAAAGUGAGAAAAGGGGUUUCAUAUCUUAAAAUCUUUCACAAUUAUAGGUUACAGAAACAAUCUUUUUUUGCCAAAAAACCCUCUUAUAUUUUGAAGGAUACGCAACGGUCCUAACACUCAUAUUUCUGACGGUGGUAUACCUGUGCGGUUUCGAUUAAUCUUCGAAUUAAAAUAACCUACUUUUAAACCUAGUAAAUCAAAACUGAACAAACCAAGAUUAACGCGGGAGGAAAUUUGUAAGGAAAGAACCUUUCCUCGUUUCAUUUUCCUUUUUUCCAAGGGCAUCGCUCAAAACGGCGGCUGGAAAUUCGCAUGUUACGCCGGGGACGUUUUGAAAAAGUUUCGAAAAAAAAAAGAAUGGGCUCUAGAAACGGAAAAGUAGCUUUGUUGGAACUGAUUAAUUCUUGUGAUGUUCAGGCAGCCGAAAACUGUCACGAACAGAAACCACACGGACCGCUGAUUUUAAGAUUCUGUAUUUAUUAUAUAGUCUUUCAUCCUCUGAGAUAAUGCAUUAGCGGAGUAUGAAGGCAUUUAUUCCCCGGAUUUAUUCCCAGCAAGUACUUUCUUUCGUUGCCAUUUAGAGGAUAAACAAUCAAGCAGUGGGAGAAAGAUCAUAAAAGAGGAAAGGAAUUUAACAUUUUUGCUCUUGAAAAGGGUUUGAAAAUAAAACAAUUUUUUCUGUCCUCAAGUCACACGUGCUCGAUGGAGACGUUUUGUCUGAAGCAAGAAGGCUAGGGGGUCAUGGAUCGAUUCGGCAAUUGACGUCAUUUGUGUGAAGCGCUAUUGGUUGCUGGUGGCUGAGUGGCAGCUGUCUUUGUUGAAGCACUUCAACAGUGCCAAAUAACGUGACAAAAGCCCUUACGUUUGCUAUAAAAAAGCUGAUUAUUAUUCACAUCACGUUCGCACUCGGGCAUUCUUAGAAUAAAGGGAAGUUGUUUACAAAGUAUGCAUAAUCAAUUAACCCCAACUGAUAUGUUUUCAGUUUUCAGUUUCUAGUUUUACUGAAACACAAGGUUAUUUUGAGCUCUUGACGAUGGUUUUAUACAAAAAUGGGAACCAUUGAUUAAAUGAAGAAAGCCGUUUGAUGCAUUUAAUAUUCCGCGGGAAAGCUUACGGGGAAUUUGCACUCUUUUUUUCAUUAAGAAUACGGGGUGAAUAAUACAUUAAAAACAAUUCUUAGAACGAAACAAUAGAAGGAGUUUUGUUUCUGAUAUUUCUCAGAAGAAUGCUGUUGAAUAUAUUACCGAGAAAUUGAUUAAUCUCUCCAAGAAAAUAACAAAAACAUGCCUUCAGGAAAAAGUAAACUUCAAUAUUCCCUCUAGUUUGUGAUUGGUUAGUUUGGCUCUGGUAUUUCCCCCGCACCCAGAAACGUCAAAUAUCUGUCAAGUACUUUGUACAAGGUACUGCCUCUUUUUGCUUAAAAUAACCCAACACGGUAUUUUCUCGGUUUGUGAUUGGUUCAGAUAAAGUAAUACGUAAUGUGUCUGUUUUUGCCUACCAAUUUUUUGAAAGCCUUAAAAUUUCGUCGUUGCCUCAAUUUUGUCAUUCUGGUUUAUGGUUUGAUCCAUUGUGGAUUGUGCGACUUUGUGUUCAACGAGACCUAAAUCUUUUUUUACCAAGAAGCAAAAUUUUACCGAGAUCUUCAUAAACUUGACGUUGAAGGUAAGCUAGGGUUCUAGAACUUGAAAUCAGCUCAAUUCUGUGCUUUUAUGCAUGCUGUUGUUCAGCGGAAGGUGUAGGUACAGAGUUCCGCGUUGGUGUAGUAGUUCGCGGAAUCUUCACAGCACAUUUUUAAGACUUGACGAAACGUUUCUUCUUUCCUUUUAGAAAAGAUAAAAAGAAAAGAUGGAAAACAUGAUUGGAAAUUCUGACUUGCUACAGAAAAUGGAGGUAAGAACGUAACACACGCGACUUAGCUCGUUUCAGCGCUCUUUUUAGCUUAAUGAAACCCUGUUCACACCAAAGGGGAGAAAAUUGUGAACUUAUUCUCACUGACUGUUUUUUCGUUCAAUCGUUAACGUUGAAUGUGAGUUAAUUUAAACAGUGAUAUCCGAAGUCCCAAACUUCCUUAAAGAUGCGACGCAUUCAUGAAUAAGCUUAUGGUUUUGUUGAUCAGUUAAGAGCUAACACGUUUUGUUGAUUUCUGUUCAGACCUUCAACAAUCUCUUCCAUGGUUUCCCGGCUGGUUUCGCUAAGAUCAGCGAUCUUGCGCUGUUGAACGGGAUGUUUCAUGCGGCAAAGCAUCCAUUAGUACCCGAAGGGACUCCUGUUCCUGGUUUUGAACGCCCAACACUACAUCAAAUGACAUCUCAAGACAUUGCAUCAGGUAAAAAAAGUCAGAUUUUUUUUCGUUAACACCUUCACAUAUCUCGGUAUCAAAACUUUCGCUCGCGAAAGCGGAAAAAAUGAUGCACUGUCAUCUAACAUGCUAUGUUUGUUUUGUCUUGUUUCUCAGCUCUAGGAUACACGGAGGAGCGAUCAUUCAUGGAAGAUCUAAAUGAAGCACCAGAAACUAUUGAAGAAUUGUUUAAUGGCAGGCCUCAUCUCGGCUUUGAGCAGAGCGGUACGUGUUGUUUGUUUCGUUUAAUUUUCCGCUUUGGAAAAGCCCUUCAGCACCCCGCUGAGUUCUAGGAAAACCACGUUGUCAUUAUCAAAGCAAUUAUGUUAUGCUAAUGUGGUUUCGAAUCCCAAUUAUGGGCAGCUUGAUUGACAAUCUCUCGAUAGUUGAUUAAUUUUUGGGGGGUGUAAAGUACAAAAUAUCUUACACUCCUACACUUUCUCAAAACGUGUACAGAUCUUGUUUAUGAGAUGAUAAUUUUUGGCAAUUUCUUUUGCAGAUAUGGAUAACUUUCCCGACCUAUCUGUGUUUGAUCAACUUCAAGAAGAGCAUUCAUUCCAUGAACAGUACCCUUUGGCCCUAUUGAACUUGAAGGAAGAAGCAAAAUCUCCCAUGUCUUCUUGUGACUCUGUGUACAGUUAUUCAUCUGCAAGCCCUCCUCACAGUCCAGCUAUCAGUGACAUUAGUUCACAAGCUUACAGCACAGAUGAAGGAAUUCAGAGUGACUUCAGUGAUGUUGAUGGUUAGUUUUAAACUUUGUCAAAACCCAGACACCAAAUUAAUACCUCAAAAAUUCUUUAGUAUGCAUUAUUUUGUUCUCUCAAGAUUAAAUUUUGUUUAUUGUUUUUUUUUUCAGAAUUACUCAGCCCGGUUGGUUCACCACUGUCUACAUACAACGAAACAGAGAAGCAGCAAAUAGUUGUGAAAACCGAACCAAGUGAUGUCACAACCACCAAGACACAAAGAAGGAAGAGAGGACCCAAACCACCUGUGAAAUAUCGAGGUAGGAAUGAAUACAGGAAGUUUUAAGCUAUUAGGUUGCGAGGGGGUGGGGAGGGGUUAAGGUAGGCGGGCAUAUUUUUUCAACAUCUGUUUUUCUCAUAAAUAUUUCAAGGAAGUAAACUUGUUUUGUUGAUUUCCUUUAGGUGAUGGUCCGAUCCAGCUGUGGCAGUUUCUGUUGGAGCUGUUAAUUGAUCCAAACUGUGGAAAUCUGAUCAAGUGGACUCAAGAUGAGGACUAUGAGUUCAAGAUCCUACAGCCCACCACAGUCGCAAAGAUGUGGGGAAAGAAAAAGAAUAAGCCCACCAUGAACUAUGAGAAGCUGAGCCGUGGCCUGAGGUACUACUAUGGAAAGAAUGUCAUUGAGAAAGUACAUGGCAAAAGAUAUGUUUACCAGUUCAUGUGCGAUAUCAAAGGCAUCCUUGGUUAUGACCCAAUGGUGAAGUGCGAAGAAGAUUCUGGUGCAGAAGAUGUGGUGUGUGGCGAACCAGUAAUGUCGCCUGAAGUUGAAGACCUACUUGUUUCCUCUUCAGUUGGAGAUGGUUUCUAUCCAGGGCCUCUUGAUUUCAGUGCGCUUUGUGGUUACUAGUUCCCAUGUUUUUUUUUGUCGAUACCCAAAACGUUGUGUUACUUCGGUGACUUUUCAGUAGCUUGUAUCAAGCAGUUAAAACGGCAGUUAGCUAUUUUAUGAAUCAUGUUGAUUCGACCCCCCAAGUUAAAAUUUUCAGUUGUAAGGAGAUCGGUAAAGGAUCUUGGUACUUUACUCUUAAGAUUUUGACAUUAUGCAUACUGUGUAUGCAUGCAAACAAACUGAACUCUGGGAGUUUACCUCUGUAAAUAUCCCGUUGCAGUGUUUCCAUAGUGUUUUUGCGUUUACUCCGAGAAGAAUAAUAUAAAAGAAUUUUACUAAAGUAAAAAAUAGUGUGCAUUGUUUUUUUAUAAAGAUAAAGAAAAAAGUCAUAUAAUAUUCGACAUGGGGGAGUGGUGUGUUGCUUCUCCCUUUUUACCAUUAUUAUGUAAAAGUUGCUUGACAAUGAUUAUGCUGAAAGGUUUGCAGAAAUGGAAGCAGUAUGUGUUGCUUCUAGCAAGAGUAUAUUGUAAAUUGAGAGUAUAUUGUAAAUUACGCUAUCUAGUCAUAUUGAUUUUAAAUUUGCUCUUUUGCUACCAGGUAGCUCACACAGUAUGUGCCAAAGUUGUAAUAAUAUAUCAUGAAAGCUGUCAAUUAAAACCAUGCAUUGAAAAAGCCCAUGAGUUUGUGUUUAUUGGUUGCGUUAGAUCAUUUGUGGGAACUGAUCCUUGUGUGUGAGAGAGAGUUGAAACUUGACAAAAUGCCAACCAAAGAGGAAACCUAGUUUGUGAUUGAAAUAUGACCAGAGAGAUUAAAAAUUAUGAAAAAAAUGCCAACAUUUCUCAUUAACGCAGAGAAAAUUAUGUUGGUGACUAGUACCCUUGGAUAAACAAAAACCUUUUUAUGCAGUAUUUCUUAGGUUGCCUGAUGUGUGAGAUCCUUUAUAAGUUUUAGGAGUAACUUUUUCCACCCCCCUCAGCUGUGAUAACUUGAUUGACAAGGAAACAGCAAUGUCGAAUUCAUCAGGUUUCGUAACCAAUGGCGUGAGCUCCUUGGUAUUCUCUUUCUCGCUUACACGUAUGCUAAUGUCUUUCAUCCAUAUCUCCUGCCCUCAGCAAGCUUCAUUGUCUGUCGUAGCGCAACAAAUUCACGAGGAAUAGUAUGAAGAGUAUGCAGGGAUUUUCUUAGUGCCCAUCUCCUCCACCCCCUCUGCCCCGCUUGAACAACUCAUCCCCUAUUUUACCAAAAUAAAAAUACAGUAAACUGCCCUGCUUGUGCAUCUUCGUAAGGGGUUUUAGCAGGGCUUAAAAAACGGAGGGGCGCUAGCUUCGGGGGGGGGGGGUGGGGUCUUAUGAGUGGAAGAGCCUUGAAAAAGCGUAGCGCUGAUCACAUUCGUUUGUUAUUUCUGAUAUUUGUAAGUGCAGUUUGUGUGUUAUUCCUUUUAAAACUCAGAUGGCCAAAAACCAAGAGCAUAUAUGAUCAAAAUACGUUUUGUAUUUACUGUUCUGGUUUUUUAUUAAGCUUCAAAACUUCACGUUGCAUCGAAUUCAUUUCAAUACAUUUUUUUUUGGUGGGGGGGGGGGAGGAGGCUUUUAUUCGGGGUUCAAUACAUUUGGAGGGGGCUUCUAUCCGUGGUUUAUUUUUUUGUUCUGUAGGUCGACGGUCCUCGGCCGGCGGGGGGGCGGAGGGUGGGGGUCGGGGUGCUAAGAAGCGGAAGUUUUAUACGUUACAGUCGACGAGAGUAAAUAUAUGGCUUCGGCUUGAACGACAGGUGCAUGCGUCUUCAAUGUCAACAUCGAUAUAUUCUAAGAGUCUUCAUUUAAUUAUUAUUCUUUUUAAUUAUAGGAACAGGAAGAAGUAGGAAAUUGCUUCUCUGUUUUUUGGUUGUUUUUCUUAUGAAUACUAGGCGCAUUUUAUUGCAGUUUGAGACCGAUUAAUCACAUGGACGUGGUUUCUUUUCAGUUGGCUUUCUCCUAACUUGAGCAAAUUUACUUUAGUUCUUAGAAUUAAUUUGAAAUAGGACCUUAGCCCCACCAUUCAUGUCAGUUUUUUUGCACUAUCUUCCAAUCUCCUUUCGCUUUUUGCUUCAACUAAUCCUCAGAACGAGGCUGAGAGAAAAGAGGAAGUUGGUGUGACGUCACAUACAGUUUAUUGCCAGGUGUAGCACGUUUUGCUCUUCUUGCUUCAAAACUGGGAAGAAAUCUCGCGAAAGGUACAAGAAAAUUUCAAUUUUGUGUCUGAGGCAAGUGGUGCAUUACCCGAGCAUUUCAUUUUGUGGCGUUUGAAGUGAUAACAACCAUCGAUUUGGGGGAGAAUUUAAGGCAGCUUCCGGCGGAAAGAUGAGUGAGGUAAGAUCGAGUUCGGCGUCGGUUUCGUUGAACGGAAAUUACCCUUUGCAGUACACAUUCUUCUUUCUCGAGCAAAAUACGACAAGAAAAGUAAUAAGUACUAAUUCCUACGAUAUCUACGCAACGUUUCUUACCAGCGGUUGUGUUUUUACAGCGAUCUUAAAGCGAAUUUUGGCAUCAAAGGAAGUAAGGUUGUGAGUUUGAUCAUUCACGCUCAAAACAGGAAAGGCGAGGUAAGCUUAUCUUCCCAGGCGCCCAGUAAGCCAACAUAAAGUUGCAGGUAUUACAUUCUCAUAACUGUAACAAACCAUACCCUUUUAUUUAACUGGCUUACUUUUUUUCGCAUUUAUUUGUUUUCGUUUCGUUCUCCGCUAAUACAAAAGAACUAAAGCUAAACUGAGAAGACAGAUCAAAUCGAAGUUCGAAACGUGUUUAUGGCGGGAAAGCAGUCGUCAACUGUCCAUUUUUGUUCAUUUAUUAAUACUGAAAGUAUUGGUUUUGAUUUUGUGUGUUACUUCAAAAAGUGAAUACCGUUCAUGAAAAUCACACAUCUAGCAAACUGUUUUCGUGGAAACAUGCACGUUUCUGAUCAUAGUAACUAAGUACACAAAAGAAGGGGAGAUGCGGUUUAAUUUCCAUCUUCACACGAGAUGUCAACAGAAAAAAGGUGGAAAUAUCUCCAGUUUUCUACUGUUCAUUGGUGAUGUAAAAGUAUAUUCUAUUUUCACCAUGAUUUUAUACUCCCCCUGGUUUAGUCGACAACCCAGUCAGUGAUCAUACAUAAUGUUAUUCAUUUGACACCUCAAAAAUAUUUCAUAAAACUGAUUACCACUCUCCAUUUGUCAGAUGUUUGGUAACCGGAGUCAUCUUGCCUGAAGUUAUGUCACCCGAAAUUUUUAGUUGUCUCUUGAGAUGCUGAGUUAUGUUACCCGAAUUUUAACAGGUGUACUACAUAGAGAAUGAAGGUGAUAGGGAUGUUAGGAUGUUGUUGAGCAUGAUAACAUUUUGGGUGUCAUCACUCAGCAUUUCGGGUGACCUACAUUUUCAGGGGCGCUGCCAGAUUUUUUCCAGAGGUACGCACAAUUUUUCAAAUCCCUCUAGUCCCCUCUCACUUUACAACAACGUAGUCAUGCUUUUCACAUCUACCUUGCUGCUAUUUACACACUUUUUUUGCAGGUUUCUUCACUGACAUUCUGGUGUUAAAAAGAAGAAGUCCAUUGUUUUUUAAAAAUAUUUUUCAAAGAAACACUUAGACUUAGAUGAAAAUUGAGCAAUAUUGUGCUUUUUAAAUUUAUUUACUUUUUUCAGAUAAUUGGCAUUUUUCAUUUCAUAUUAAUAUAUUUUUUAGUCUCAACUUUUUCAGGUACGCAUGUGCGUACUGUGCGUACUGGUAGCUACGCCUCAGAAUCUGCAUCUAAAAAUUUUGGGCAUCAAAACUCUAGUUUCAUGCAACAUAAUUUUGGGUGAGAUGACUCUCGUGCGACUUGACUGUGAACCAGCUGUACAACAUGUAUAGGGUAUACCAAUUAAGGUUAUUUAACAAUUAUUCCUCGAGCCCAAAUGGGCUCUGAGUCUAUAGCCCAUGAGGCUGAAGGACGAAUGGGCUAUUAACUCAGAGGCCAUGAGGGCGGGAGGAAUAAUUAUUGUUUUAGUAAAAUCCAACUAGUUGGUCAAAAAUAUCAAGGCAAAACAACUUUAGCUAGUUAAAGCUAGACUUAAAGCCAUUGUUUUGGUAUUCAAGUCGGCGCUUUUUGCUACUAGUGGGCUAUAACAUGUAGCCUAGUAGUAGCUCAACCAAUCAGAAUGCAGCAUUGAUAAUAGAGCACUAUUUGGAUUUUACUAAAGUCAAUUACGGUGCACUGAACUGGUAAAGAAGAUUUCAAUCAAGAUGUUAUGAAAAUCGGUUUAUACAUGAUCAGGCUGGAUUUUGAUUGUUGUUAAAUAUUGUUGUUGUUGUUUGGUUGUGCAUGAACACAAUGUGAACAGAGAAAAUUUGCAAAAUUGCCUGAAGCAUUUCAUGCCAGAAGACUAGCACCUGCUUUUUAAGCAGUUCAAAAAUUGGACUAAGUGUGAAUGAGAUAGCCUGAAAGCAUGGAAAGAGCUCUAAUGUAGGCACUGGACUUAUACUGUCAGAUUUUUAAAAUGUGGAUUCAUUCUGCAGAUACAUUGUAUUCCUUGUAGAAAAGUCUUGUUUUAUACUGUAUUUAUUCGAUUAACCACCCUGGGCGCUUAUUAAAUUUUUGGACCUUGAGAGUGGGCGCUUAUUCGAGGCUGGGCGCUUAUUAAAUUUUCACCAGUUUCAGCAAGUGAAGUAUGUCUAUUUUGCAACAAAACAAUAAAUGCUAAUAACAAAAUGCGAAGAAGAAACAAAGCAAGGUUUCUGUGAAAUACUCUGAAGAAAACUCCGUCCUGGGGGAAGUCUCUUAUUAAAAUGUAUCCACUCAAGUUGGUGGGGUGAGAGUGAGUGCUUAUUUGAGUUUGAUUGGGAGGGGGAGGGGGUGGGCGCUUAUUCGAGGGUGGGCGCUUAUUAACUUUUUCUGCCUUUAGGAUUGGCGCUUAUUCGAGGUGGGCGGUAAUUCGAGACUGGGCGCUUAUUCGAAUAAAUACGGUAAUAGACGCAGUGGUUUUUUUUUUACAUAUUUUGCAGCAAUUUGUUACUGGAUAUUGAUAUUUUGUGUUAUAACCCUGUCAAGGUAGAUUUUCAGUGAUGACAGAAUCUGGGAAUGAAUUGGUCCCUGAGGAAGGCCUUCAGGGAAACGUUGCUGUACCAGAGGGGGGUCCCCAGAGGAACUUAUCAGUACAGUUACAGUGUCAUGCAUCAAGUUCAGCUGAGGAAGUGAGAAAGCUUUUAGAAGAAAAACUAAGCAGACAUCUGGAUGGUUAUACACUGGUGUUUAAUAACUCUGAGGUAUAGAAUGCCAUUGAUUUUAGUUUUGUUUUGAGGGGUUGUUCAUAUGCGACACAAGCACAAGUAGCAGCACAAAAAAAAAUCAAGUGUGCAAACUCAUGCACAAGGGCCAAUGUAAGAAAUGCCAUUUCUUUUGGCAUUUGUUCUUGUAUGUGCAUUUCACAUUCUUGGACUGAGACAAGACCAGUCAAGUCACAAGAGCAAGGUCAAAAAUUUUCUUUGGCCAUGUUAGGUUGCACGAUGCAUGCAUACCUCAUGUAUUUGCAUUAGCUAUAUGAACAUAUCUUGUGCUUGCACUAUUCUCUUGUGUUUGUAUUGCUUGUAUUCGAACAGCAAAUGUCAGAUCUUCAUUUGUUAUUGUCCAGUACGUUUAUUGUCAUCUUAAAUUGUUUUCUUUUUGCUUUAAAAAUGAUAUGUCCCAUAUGUGUAGAUUUUCUGAAGAUCAACUUAAGCCAGCAAACAAAUAAAUGUAUUUUUUGUCAUUUACACAUAGCUGACAACUGUCCAGGAUAUUUUAAAGGUUCAGAGUCUUGUAGAGCAAGAUUGUGAUCAAAUCCUUACUGUUAUCAUCAAUGGUGAGUUAAUAUUAAUUUAAUACAAAUUCUAUAUUAAAUAUAAGUGGUCCAGCUCUGUCAUACUUCUAGCCCCUUGUAAAAAAUGUGAAAACAAAGUUUGAAUAGCCUUUAACUAGCAGGCUGUGUUUUGAAUUUCCCUCCCUUUAAGUCCCAAUAGUGCUCAAAAUCAAUUUUCUCCUGACGAUAUCCAUAGACUAUCAUAAGCAAAGUCUGUGAGAAUUAACAAAAUGAUCACAAAGAGAAAAAUAUUUGAUCUUUUACCAAAUUCUCUCAACUAAUUUUUCAAGGAAAUGUAUGGAGAUCAGUUUGGAGAAUCUGUAUGUGGAUAUUGGGACUUAAAAGGUUAACCUGAUUCGCAAAUAGACAGUGGCAUUUUUGACAGGCUAAUCAUGAUGUCUACUCAAAUUCUGGUACCCAGCUGGCCAUGGCGGCCCAGAACAAGGAUUUCGGCACUAGUUCGCCGACAGACUUUUCCAGAAGUUUAGUUUUACUUGUGGCACAGGCUACCCAGCAGUGUCUUAACCCUUUAGGUCCCAAGAGUGACCAACAUCAAUUUUCUCCUAACAACAUCAGCAGAUCAUGAAGAGUAAAGGUUAUGAGAAUUACUAAAUUGAUGACCAAAGGGAGAAUACUUUGAUCUUAAACCAAAUUCUCUCAACUAUACUUAAAAGAAAUGUAUGGAGACCAGUCUGGAGAAUUUGUAUGUGGAUCUUGGGGCUUAUUCUAUUAAGACACAUUGACACAUUGGAAACUACCUCAAUUUUUCUACUGGCACCUGGACAACUAAUGAAAUUGUUCUGUUUGAGACAACAUUUGUUUCAAGUUUUUGAACGAGGCGUGCUAAGAAUAAGGCCCCAUAUUUUGGUUUCUGAUAAACUGUGAGAUUCUCCUUUGACCUUCCAACUUGCCUUGGUAUUAUUCAUUGUUUGUGAAUCAAAGGUCAAACUUACUGUUAGAACAGGAGUUGCUUUGGGCCUUAUUCCAUGUGCCCUUAUUUUGAAAUGAUAGAUAAAAAUUAAUACCAGUUAGUAAACACGUGUUGCUUGUAAUGAAACUGUCCUCACCUAUACGUUACCAUAAAUUAUACUUUUUUUCACCAGAUGAGAAUUUCAGGAUAGAAAUUACAAGUAUUCAGGAUCCCAUGGAAGGUAGUGUUGCAAACAAUGUUACCAGUAUUAUUAUUUUUUCAAGUGGGGAUCAUUGUGAAAAACAAACUUCAAGAAUAAAAGAGAUUUGUUGUAUUUGUAGUAGAAAUGCUGCCAUUGCCAGCUGAGGAGUCUGAAGUCAAAACAAACAGCAAUGAAGUCAUGUCACCACCAGCACUAACAGAUGAACCACCCAAAAAGAGACGGAGAUCUUCAGGAUCAGGCACUGCUAAAGGUACUAAAAUCAGGAUGCGAGAAUAGGUGAUGAUGAUGAUGAUGAUGGGUAGGGCAAGUGAAGGAUCAAAGCUAUUGUACUCAUCAUUACAAAACACUAAACUAGUCUUGUUGUGUUACCCCAUCUUCAAAACUGAGAUUUUUUAUUACUCUUUUAAAAAAAAACUCUGGGAUGCAACAUUUGGGAAGGAUAUAGGAAAGGAGAUAGAGAAGUGGGCUGAGAUACUCUUGUAUAGUGCUUCAACAAAUUUAACUGGUGUAAUAGCUACAAAUUUAGAGUUUCUAAUGUAUUUUUAGUUAUUCCAUAACACAACCUUUUUUAAAUCACAAGGUAGCAUUAUCAAGAGACUCUUGCAGAAGCAUGUACCAACUGUAUGUCAUAGGUUUACUGGAUCAUAUUUCGAUAGAAAUUAUCCAAAGCUCAAAGGUCUGAAAUAUUUGAGAGUAUUUAUUGGAAAUACUGCUCUGGCCUUUGGUUUAUUUAUCUCAGAUUUCAUCUCUCCUCCCCCUUACUAUUUUGCAGUUCAAUAACAUAUCAGAAAUAAUUGUGGUCUGCAAGUGAUUUUCUUAAUCUAAAAGAUGUUAUUUGGAAGGGGGAGAUUCCAUCAGUAUGUUUAUUCAGUGUCUGUAGAGGAGUUAUUGUAUAUGUUACAGCUCUGUUAAAUUCAGUUUUUAACCUUGGUCGGUUCUCCUUUUCCUUUGUCUCCUAACCCAAAUUAUUCUUUAAUUAGGGCCAGGAGAGAAAUGAAAUUGAGAAUCAAUCUAGGUUAAGAAAUUAACCUUAAAGAUAGUUUUUGACCCACAGUACGACAUAGGUGUGAUAAUAAUAUCGAUCAUCAAUAAAAAUGAAAUUAUUCUAGAUGAAAACAAUAUUAUUGUAAUGAAAUGUUUCAGGUGCCAGUAGCAGUAAGUCUUCUUUACCAGCUCCAGCAUCCCAACAAGUGGCUGUUAUCACUGAAAGUGAGCAAACCAACUUUUGUUUUGGGUUGUUAAAUGGAUAGAUAAGGAUAAAGAUGGGUGUUAUUUCAAAUGUUUAAGAUUUGAAGAUGCCAUUCUAAAAAAAAUAGUAAUUUAUUGUUAGAUGUUUCAAGGAUUACAUGUGAUAUAGGUACAGUUAGACCCUGUAUGUUUUUACUGUUGCAGGUAGCUCUCAAGGACAGCAGAUUUCUGUGAUAAAAAAUGGUAGGUGUAAAUAAAAACUUAAUUUCCUUCUGCCUGGUAAUCUUAGGCUACAUACCGGUUUAAUUUAUAUAUUUCUGUUAGUUUCAUAUGUGUAAACUUGAGAAACUGAAGUAGCAUGUUGCAAAAAAUUCACAAUGAACAUCAUAUUUUGAUGCAGUUUAUCAUCAAGGUGUUUCUUUGUUCAUUGUAAACUUAUUAUGACAUACUCAAUAUCUUUACAUGCGCUUUGCCCAUUGUAUGGUAUUUUGUAUCCACAUUCAAAUAUUAACUUAACUGUCAGUCUUGAAAAUGGAAGUGAAGACAUUUUGCAAUAAUUUUUUUACUUUUAUACAUCUUUAAAUAAAUUUGGUUUCUUCUCAUGGUACAGGUUUUGAAAGUUCUGCUUCAAAAGAUGACUCGACUCUGAUGGACAUAACUCAGUCUUCGUCAGGAUUCUCUUUAAAAGGUCAGUUCCCACACAAAAAAAAUGAUGAGAAAACUAUCAUAUUUGUCUGCUCGUAUUUUAGGGGUACAGAUCUGGCUUUUUGUGGUGUAUUCGGUGGCCUUUUUUUGUCUACUACCUCUGAGAAAAGGUAACCAAAGACAUUUUUAAAGUAGGGUUCACACACACCUUGAAAGUUCUUGAAAAUUACAGUCAGUGAUGGAAAGUCCUUGAAUUACAAUGCUAACUUUAUAGUUUAAGUAGAACUCCAAAGAGAAAGGAGCAAACACAGAGAUCUUCGCAACAAAAUUGCUCAUGUUGUGGAAGAACUAAUAAAGACAUAGACUCAAGGCUCUUUUUUAUACUAAAUGGAGUCCUUGAAAAAUUGGAAAUGUGUACCUGAAAGUUCUUGAAAAGUCGUUGAAUUUUUUUUCAAAAAAGGGUGCGAACCCUGUUAAGGGUACUUUUUAACUUUUUGCUUAUUUAUUUGACACAGGUUUGGCUGGUAUAACAUCUGAACAGCAAACAGUAAUUCUGAAUGCAUCCCCACAGAACAGUCCUGGAGAAGUGAAGUCUCCUACUGCUGCUGGUAAGGUGUUUUGCUUGUUUAAAGAUUAAUUAACUGUGCAUUUCUCGCCAUGAUGAUGACUUCUUGAACUUGUGCAUAAUUUACAGAUGUUGUUAGUGGGGAUGAUGAAGAGAAGAGCAAGAGUGUGGAUGGAAAGCCAAGUCCUGGAAAUAGAUCAGGUAGAAAGAAAAACCUUUCAAAAAUAAUAAUAAUAAUAAUAAGCUAUAAAAAAAUUGCAUUAAAACAUUUGAGCAAGUUUUAAAAAAGUUAAAAAAUAUACAAUGUUCUUGGAUGUCAUUAUCAAGUAAACAAAUAUGGGACGAAUGUUCUAUAAAUACAAGAAAAACAAUAGUUCAUUAAAAAGGCAAGUAAGAAAAAAAAAAGAGUUUAGCACUGAUGGACUCAGAGUGACAUGAUUUGCUGGGUCAUUUGGGUUGUAAGUGCAGAGGCUACUUUUUCUUGAUAUGUUGAACAGUGACUUAUUUCUUCAUGGCAAAGGAUAAACAACAGACUCUUUGCAGCUGCUGGUAGACAGUGGGGGUCGGGGGCAUGGGUAGCAUUUGUAAAUAAAAUGCCACUACACUCCUGUUUUAGUUAUAACAUACAUCUGUUGAUUCAUUCCUCUUUUAAUUCAUGCCUAGGUAACAAUGGCCAAAUCCAGUUAUGGCAGUUUUUGUUGGAGUUAUUAACAGACAAAAGCAGCCGUCACCUAAUAAUGUGGGUGGGAGAGAAUGGUGAAUUUAAACUUAAUGAUCCAGAACAAGUGGCCCAGCAAUGGGGAAGAAGAAAAAACAAACCUGCUAUGAAUUACGAGAAGCUGAGCAGAGCACUGAGAUAUUACUAUGAUGGUGACAUGAUACACAAAGUGCAUGGAAAGAGGUUUGUUGAGAAACUAGGCUGUGCAUAACCCCUUAAAUUAAAAUGACUACAGAAACUCAAAAUUGAAGAAAAAUCCCAUAAUAAUAAGUUGCUGAAAACAAGGAGCACCAAGGGAAAGUGCUGAUGAAAAGUUAAAGCCACCUUGUGCAGAGUAAUAAUUAUUAGUAUGAUAAACUACUGCUCAGUAUUUCAUCCCCAAAUCACCACCACCUUCUACAACAUAAUAAAGAGUAAGUACCACACAAAAGUUCUUCCCAGCUGCUUUCUUUUUAAUAGUUACACUUGAGUACAUUGUAUUUUAUCGCCAAAGUCAACCACCUUGUACAGCAUAAUAAACAGUACCACAGGAAGGUACUGCUCAGUAGCUUUCAUUUGAAUGGUCACACUUUAGGAUUUCAUCCACAGACUCAAAAGCUAGAACCUCAUUGUACAACAUAAUUAUGUUAUAAUAAACAUUAUCAAAAACUGAAUCAUUGGAUAAUGUAAUUCUAGAGCUCUGAUUGGUUUAGCCAUCAUGGUAUAUGAGCCACUAUACCAUGCUCUCCACAUAUGGUAACUGUACGCAUCUGCUCAAAUUAAAAACAAGCUGAAAAUCAAUUGUUCUUACAAAUAAUGUUGGGAAGAAUUCUCGAUAUUUUGUGGGCGUUUUAAAUAAUACAAUUUAUUAUUCCACUCGCGCUUGUUGGAUAUGAGAUGAUUAUAGCCAACCCAUAUCCAACGCGCAGUCAUGGAAUAAUUUAUUGUUAGGUACCGUAGGGAAGUGCUGCUAUGGUCAUACACAGGUACUAAACUGACAGCUUCCCUGAUAAUGCUGUUGGUGUAUCUAAGCAUAUCGUUAUCUGAUAGAAAGCUUGUUUGUUUUAGGUUUGUGUACAAGUUUGUGUGUGACUUGAAAAACUUGUUGGGAUACAGUGCAGGCGAACUUAGUAGACUUGUGUUGGAAGCGGAGGAAACAGCCAAUGAACUGGAGCCUGGGACCAAUGGUGGACACUAGCUUGUUGAUUGUUUGUGUAAAGAUGUUAACUGUAAAUAAUAAUAUUGUAACACGUCUCAUACUGUGUUUAUUUUCCAUCCGUAGAAAUUAUGCAGGGGUUUCAUUAAGAAUAGCAGUAGCAGGAGAAUAGUGUAAAGUAACAGGAGAAUAUUUUUGAAAGAACGAAGAACUUUCCCGGAAAGAGCUUGAAAACAAUCCUGGAAAUUUUGCGUUUUAAACCCUGCUGAGUUUGAUAGCAAAUUUUAUUUCCCGUAGCUGCGGAGAAUUAUGCGUCGUAGACGGAGAAUUCUGCGAUCUCCGAUGCUUAAUGAAACCCCUGUUAUGUAUUGUAAGCCACAACGACAAUCUUGUUGUAUUUCCCUUUGGCCACAGUCAAACCUCGCCACAAUCACAACCCUGUUAAGAGUCUGUUGUAGGUAGGAUACCAUUGUAAAAACAAGAGUGAGUUGCUGGUAGUACUUAAAGCCCCAACGUUCACAUACAAAAUAAUUCUCAAGACUGACCUCCGUACAAUUCCCUAAAGAAUUAGUUGGAAGAAUCUGUUUAACAAUCAAAACAGAAUUAUUCCUUUAGGUGAUCAUGAUAUUAAUUCUCAGAACCUUUUGUUUUGACUAUGCAGUGAUAUUAUUAGGAGAAAACUGAUGUUAAUCACUCUUGGGGCUUAAAGGGGUAAAUGUAUUUUCUUGGACAAAAAAGUGCCGCAUUUGUGGAAAGGUCUUCUUUGUAGAGAAGUAACCAUACCUAACCUAGCAAUAGACAUCUUUGUAAAGCCUUUAAUUUUGUCCUUUUGUCAAACUAUUCUUUUCCCUUUCUCCUAAAAUAAAAUGGGGUAGAAGAGGACCUUAGUGGCACUUUAAUUAGCAAAUUUUUAGUCGUAAUACUGUCAUGCAAUGCCUCUCAUGUCUUGUAUGACAAUUUGUGAUGUCCAGCCAGGAUGCCUAUACUGAAAACCUUGGGUAACACCACAUUUUGUGUCAUGAUUUGCCGUUUCUAACCCAGUUAGACACCUCACUUAAUGUCUCAUGAUGCAUUUUAAGGGUUUCUGCAAACAAUCAUGCAUCUCAGACCUUUCUUUAGGACUUAGCACAUGCCCUUUUUUCUAAUAUUUACGUGAGCUUAGCAUCUAGGCAAAGUUUCAGACCUAAGAGUGAAUUUUGUGGUAUUUAAAUAGUCACAGUGGCAGAAAAAAAUGUUUUAUAAAAUGUACUGCAUUUCAGUAUUCUUGAAAGAAUUAAAGGAAGCACGAAUUAAAAUUCUUUUUAGAUGGUCAUAGUUCUACUCAUUAUGGCCACUUAAGUGUUACUGUGUAAACCAAAUAUCUAGCGUGAAUUGUGUGCUGUAAUAUCGAUAAGUUAUUCUUAAAUUCUAUUAUUUUAA
This is a messenger RNA of Porites lobata, 17239 nucleotides long. Lineage: Eukaryota; Metazoa; Cnidaria; Anthozoa; Scleractinia; Poritidae. The record is from the annotation of a GenBank genome assembly.